This is a messenger RNA of Didymosphaeria variabile, 1188 nucleotides long. RefSeq lists its product as uncharacterized. The record is from RefSeq and is a predicted model, not a curated record. Lineage: Eukaryota; Fungi; Ascomycota; Dothideomycetes; Pleosporales; Didymosphaeriaceae. Gene Ontology annotation, molecular function: oxidoreductase activity. The transcript has 3 exons. Bases 1 to 1188 code for a protein of 395 amino acids.
AUGACUCCAUUGAUUAUGGCUCCUAAGCCUACGUUCAUCGCGACACCCAUGAAGAAGACAUCGAUCGAGAAGCACAACUUUGGCGCUGUAAUCGAUGGACUUGAUCUUGAAGACAUCAGCGAUUCCGACGUGAAAGCACUGGCAGACGCUAUCUGGACAUACAAGUUGGUGGUCGUUAAGGGCCAGAAGCAUGUUCGACCCAUCAAGCAAUGGGAGCUAGUUACCCGAUUUGAUCCAAAAGCACCACUGGUACACUCUCACGGCGAUCUUAAGACUUUCAACAAGCAAGGCGGUCUUCUCUCGAAGGGACGUGACGUGUAUAGUGUGCCAGGAGCCGAGAACGUUCGAAUAAUUGGAAAAGGCUACCAGGGUCCUGAUCACUUCGGCCUCAAAGAAACCACGAUCCGCAAAGAAGUCUUACACGCUUGGCACAACGACAAGGUUUCAGACGAAAUAUAUGCUCAGGGUCACACACGGUUUCAAAGAUGGCACUUAGACGCGCCACUAUACGCGCGUGACCCAGCCUUGUUCACAACUCUGCGCUGUUUCAAGCGACCCACUCAGCCUAAUGUCACCAUUCAUUGGGACGACGCGAGCGGGCACAGUAUGACAACCGAGCCCGGGCUCACUGCCUUUUUCAGCAAUGUACAGACGUACGAUCUCAUGACAGACGACGAGAAAAUGAUCGCAGACCACUCGUGGGUAGAGUACGCGCCGCAUCCGUACCAAUGGAUGAGCGAUUGUAAGAGCCAAAGCACUGGCCUCGGACUUGUAAGUCAGGGAAGGGAGAAGAAACUUGAGGAGCUAUCUCCUUAUGAAGAGAAGGACAUCAAGCGAUAUCCGAUGGUGUGGGUCAACCCUGUCACUGGCGAGCGCGCAUUCAUGGUCCACGGUAUAUGUGUACGGCGGGCGUUCAUGCGGUCAUCAGUUGAUGAAGAUCCGAGAGUCAUUGACGAUGUUGUUGAGAUUCGAGAGUGGUUGGCGAACAUUCAGCAACGCGUGUUGAAGCCGGAAUACAUCAUGAAUCCGAAGGUAGAAGAGGGCGACAUUAUCAUGUGGGCAAAUUGGCAGGUGUUCCACUCAGCGGUGGAUUACCCAGACCAUUGGGGAGCAAGGACUAUGCAUCAAGCUAAUAUUGGAUCAAGUCGACAGCCUGUUGGUCCAACACCAAUUCCCGUAUUGGUGUGA